This is a messenger RNA of Komagataella phaffii GS115, 1533 nucleotides long. RefSeq lists its product as hypothetical. The record is from RefSeq and is a predicted model, not a curated record. The transcript has a single exon. NCBI's taxonomy places the organism in Eukaryota, Fungi, Ascomycota, Pichiomycetes, Pichiales, Pichiaceae. Bases 1 to 1533 code for a protein of 510 amino acids.
AUGACUGACCCUAAGCAACUGAUCUCCUUAAUGAAGAGUACCAGUACUAAUACGAGGCUAGGCCGAGCCGAAAAGUACACCCAUUGCUCUGCAUGUCGCCGUCCCCGAGCUCUCAAAGUUACAGAUGAAAAGGAGAUCACAAUGUAUGAUUUCAAAACAUGUGAUAAGUGCAGGGCUAAAAACAAAGUGUAUAGACUGAACUCCUUUUACAUAAACAGAAUGUACGAAGAUGAAAAGACUGCCAAUCCCAACCCACAGAAAUAUGAUGACAGGGUGCGUGGGAAUUAUAGAAGUAAAGAGUUCGUUUUUUCCGAUAGUGAGGAUUCUGACGUCACGGCUGUAUCAGCCCGUACAAAGCGGACAACGAAAUCCCAAGCGAUAAGAAGAACGUAUUUACACGAAAGUAUCAAACAUAACGAAGAAAUAUCAAGUCUCGAUAGGCUUCUAGAACUGCUUUACUGCAAUAAAGAACAGGAUGUCAUCAAACUGAGAGUUAGUAUCAUGGUACCCAUUCAUUUGGCUCCUUGCAUGGACGAUAUAAAAGUGAUGAAGCUAAUGAAACUAGUUUCGGAAAAUGAUGAUAAAGAUGCGAAGAGAAAAAUAGAGCUGGCGGGACCAGAGAUACAAAAGUUUCGGAAUAAUCUGAAGCAGGCCAUCCUCAUUCAUUAUAUAGACAGAAUACUUCUUGUGUUGAGAUCAAUUGGUUACGUAUUUACUUUGAGGAGUUCUCGUUUCAAUGGUCCCCGUUUGGAACUCCAGUUACGCUGUUUCAAUGACCUUCCUAGAGGCAAUAGGAUCAAAAGAGAACGUCCUAAGUUAAACAAGUACUUGAAAAAGCAGAUGAUAAGGAACCAGUCAUCGGCAGUGGAAGGAAAACAGGGAAGAAGAGACAAGAAAAACAAAUUUUCCGAUCUUAUCAACUCUAUACCAGCUUUUGACCCUUAUAAACUUUCAUCAGUGAAACGUGCCUACAGAAGAUUAGAGGCAGCUUACCGAAUAAAAAACGAACGUGUUAAAUUCUUCGAGUGUGAGUCGAAGCUAGAAGUAUCAAUGAACCCUGAAUCUGGAGAGCUAUCCGUAUUUUUCACCCAUAAACACCAUUCCACAUUAGAUAACAUUGAUGUCCCAAUUGUAUUCCGAGGAAGUCCUUCAUCGUUGAAACUGCGGCGGUUGAGAGACUUCGAUAAGAUUUAUCAUUUAGAUGAAGACGACAGUGAUAUCAAUUCCUCUAGAAGCUCUUCCACCACUUCGAACAGUUCUGAUGAUAGCAUUGAUGACUCUGACUCUGAGGACAAGGACGUUUCAGAAUCAUCUUCCGGUCCAGGCUUUUCUGAUAUGAAACCUGAAAGCAAACCUCAAGAGAGCAUUCGAUCAAGCACGAAAUCAAAGUUGAGAGCAAAGAAAUCUGGCAUUAAAUUUAACUCAACUGCACAUUUUAGUUCUAGUUCAAGUUCUAGUUCAAGUUCUAGUUCAAGUUCAAGUUCAAGUUCAAGCUCAAGUUCAAAUUCUAGCUCGAGCUUGUCUUCUGAUUAG